Molecule: messenger RNA, 1227 nt
Organism: Hydra vulgaris (swiftwater hydra)
Lineage: Eukaryota; Metazoa; Cnidaria; Hydrozoa; Anthoathecata; Hydridae
Product: etoposide-induced protein 2.4 homolog
Biological process (GO): macroautophagy
Cellular component (GO): endoplasmic reticulum
Source: RefSeq, a predicted model, not a curated record
CAAACAAGAAGACAUAACAAACUCUUCUUAAUUCAUUUCCUGAUAAAGAUUUACUAAAAUCUUCUUUAGACAAUUUAUUAAAAACUAAAAAAAAAUAUAUUUUUUAAUAUAACAUCUUGAAGUCAUUCUUAAGUUUGAGUUCUCAAACUUUUAUAAAAUCAUGCUAUGAAUAUUGCCUCAGUUUUUAGUUUUUUGCAUGGUAUUCGAGAUUCAUUCUUAGGUGUUGGAGUUGUUAUUAACAUUGAUAAUGAACAGACAAGUACUAGAAAACAUAACACAAAUGAUACAAAAAAAAGAAAAAAAGUUUUACCAAUGAUUGCACAGUGUUGUUUCUUGAAUGGGGGUUUGUUAUUGCUCAGCAUGGUACUUUUUGAAUAUUUUGUAGUUCCUGCUGUUAAAUAUCUUUUGACAUUUGUAACUUCGAUAUUACUGAAAAAUCAAGUUCAGCAAAGUACAGUUUGGUCAUGGCUUGAACCAUCUAUGACUUACACAUUUAAGUACUUGUGGGUGGUUCCAUUGUUUUGGCUAUGUAAAAUACUGAACUGUUUUUGGUUCUUGGAGAUUGCAGAUGUAGCUUACAGGAAAAAAUUGGGUAGACCUGUAACAUCUCUUAUUGCUACUAAAGAGAGUGUGUUUAAAGUAAUAAGCAAAAUGUUGGCUGAUUUUUUGUUCAGCAUACAAGUUGAAAUACUUUUUCUGAUUCAGGCACAAUUAGUUGGUUUGAUUCCUGUAGUUGGUCCUGCUCUUUCAUUUAUUCAUAUGGCUCUUUUGUAUUCUCUUUAUGCAUUUGAGUACACAUGGGCAAAUUUAGGUUGGAAUGUUGUUAGGCGACUAGCAUACAUAGAAAAUAACUGGCCAUAUUUUGUUGGUUUCGGCGCAUUAUUAACAACACUUACAAACAUCUCUUCAUCAACAGUUAUUAGUGCUUGUGUUUUUGGAAUUAUCUUUCCAGUAUUCAUACUUAGCGGAUUAGAAGCGCAACCUAUCUUAGAUGGUAAAUAUCCUUUGAGGCUGUUUUCGUUUGUUAUUUGGCUCACGAACAGAACAUUUCUUUUCAAAUCAAGAAUCGUUACCUGAUGGAAUUAUGUUCCAUUGAAUUUGCAAGAAUUUGCAGAACAACUAGAAUUAUAAAAUUAAAAGUUUCUAAUCAUUUAUAUUAAAAUAUUUUUUAAUCUGAAUUAAUAAAUGUAUGAUGUAAAAAUUUUCUAAAUGAAAAAUUGAAGUUUA